Molecule: messenger RNA, 6317 nt
Organism: Pocillopora meandrina
Lineage: Eukaryota; Metazoa; Cnidaria; Anthozoa; Scleractinia; Pocilloporidae
Source: the annotation of a GenBank genome assembly
CUGCGUUUGAACUGACACCGAAUUUUAUUCGAGGUCAUCAAGUGAUGAUAUCACAAGUCAACCAUACUGGAGAUAUUCUCCGGAAAGGGCCUAAUAUCGAUGACUUUGCACUCGACCUUUAAAAAAGAGCAGGUAUAUGAUGCAAGCUUUUCGGCACCACAGAAAUAAGUCUCUUCAAAUGAAGAAUGAAGAUUAAGUUAUAUUGGACCAGUUGUUACCAAACCUUUACAGUAAACCAUGCCAAAGAAUCGGAAAAUAUUUUUGCCGUUAUGAAGGUGGAAAACAGUUUCAGGUUAGGCUUAGUCAUCCGCAUCUUUUUCUCUGGUGGAUAAUCAUGUUGUAGCGGUGGAUAGGGGUUUGUGCGUUAUAAAUAACCAUCAUAAGUGUCUACGCUUUCUGGUGAGUGUGUGACAUCACUAUAUAUUGCCCGGCAUCAAAUCGUGUUGAAGUCUUACCAGCGCGAAUACGCGACAACUUCAAUCUCCGCGCGAUAAUGGACGAAGAAACAAGCUCAGUUGUUCUCCUUCCCGAAGUGAAAGUAGAACCUAUGGAAAACGCCGAAAACAACGGUGACAGUGAAGAAAGCUCGGUUGGAAGUCCAACAGACGAAAACUCGCUCCCGCGUUUUGGUGAAAGUUCAGAGGAAGACAUUCAGAGAUUGUUGGAGCAUCGCUCUUGCAGUGAAAAUACAUGGAGGUCUACAAAAAAUGCUGUGAAAAUUCUCCGCGACUACAUGGAGGAAAAAAGUAUGGAUGUGAACUUCGAGAACUUGGAUAAGGCAGCGUUGAAUGAUCUUUUGCGUAAAUUUUACGUUGAAGCCCGCAAAAAGAACGGCGAUUACUACAAGUCCUCUGCUCUGGGAAGUAUACGGUUUGGUAUCCUGCGGUACUUACAGUCACAACAGAGCAAUAUAGACAUCAAAAACGACCCCGAAUUUACCGAAUCAAACAAAAUUUUUAAAGCGCAGGUGGAGAAGCUUAAAAAGCAAGGCAAAGGCGAGGUAAAUCGUUCCGACAUUGGCCCAGAUGACUUAAAGAAACUUUAUCUAAGUGAUGUCUUGUCGCCAUUCAGCGCCGAUGGCUUGCAAAGGAAAGUGUUCUUUGACCUGCUGAUGUAUUUGCCUGGAAAACGGAAUCGCAGUAACGUCAGGGAACAAACCCGAGACACGUUUCUCGUGGGCUAUGAUUCUUCUACUGGCUUGAAGUAUAUUUAUCCUAAUCCGGCGCAUUGUGAAAACGUUUUUACCGAUGGAAAAUGUCCUCGAAUGAAUGAAAAACCAGGUAAGCUUUUUGUCAGAAAACAAGCGAGAGUAUUCAAAACCUCCUAAAAGCUUUUCGUCAGUCGAAGCAAAUCUUGUAGUGGGACCUUGAAAACGAUAUCAGUAAAAAAAAUUUUGAAGAGAAAGUGUACGGCCAACAAUUUCCUAAUAGCAUACAAGGUUGUUGUUUAAAAGCGAAGUUUCACCAGCAAAUAUCUCUAAUGCGAAUAGUGUUUAAAUGCAGUUCGGCGUUGUAACAGUUUUUUCUUGCCGUUAGAACAAGUUAUCUCAAACACAUCUAUAUUGAAAUUUUCCACGUUAAUUGACGUUUGCCUCUCCAAGUGAAGUUUGUGUAAGCUUUUAUAUUUUACUGGGUUGCGUCUGAGAAAGUGGCACAAAGUUAACCUCCAAAAUGGUAUACCUGACAAGUCAAAGUUUUGUGACUCCAAACGCUUUUCAACGUUUGGUGAAAGGCAAAAAGGGAAGGAAUUGUAGCUAUUUAUGUCAGGUGGCAUAAGGAAAGUUUUGUUCUGACAAAAAGAAUGGUCUGAUAUUUUCAAAGGAUUUUGAGUCUAGUUCAAAACACUUCAAACUCAAAUUCACUACACACGUAGUAACAAUAUAAAAUACAAAACAAGCUUGAAGAAACCAAAUUUGCAAAAGGGUUUAGGUGAAUUAGAGAGAAAGCCUUGUUGUUUUGUAAAUGGUGACUGAAGUACUGUGGAUUUUUCCCUCCACCCUCCCCCCCCUCUAAAAAAGAUCCCUUGAAAGCUGUUCAAUAGUGGUACACUGUGAUGUGAGGGAGCAUGAUUUGUGUCUGGUAAUUGGAGUUAUUUAAUCUGUCAUCCAUAAUCACGAGUUGGUGAUCAAGGUUUUGGGCCUUCACAGAGUAGAGUGCUUUUUCAUCUGAUUUUCAUGCAACCGAUAAUUUUACACAAUGAAGCAUAAGCUUAUGAGACCUAAAAUAUAUGUAUUGUCUCUGAUAUUAUGCAAAACUCUUGGAGGUGCUUGUUAGGAGAAUACUUCUUGUAUGUUGAUAUAUUGAGUUUAAAAUGAAGGAAACAGAAAUAUUGCUUUUACUACACCCUUCUUCAGGAAAUCCGAGAUGUCCGGUGGCGUCAUUUCUGAAGUACCUGUCGAAGCUGAACCCGAUGAACUUGUACCUGUGGCAAAGGCCCAAAGCAUCCUUCAAACAUCAUGCUUGCGAAGAUGACCCCAUCUGGUAUGAAAAUGCUGCAGUUGGGCAUAAUUCCUUGGGAGAGAUGAUGACAAAUAUGUCCAAGCUUGCACGGUUAUCCAGGAUUUACACAAAUAAUUGUAUCAGAGGUACUUAUGUGGCAAUUCUUGACAGCUUGGUUGAAGACUACCCUCUCAUCACUACUUUAGUAUCCAUACCCAACUCCCAGAGAUUUCAACAUAUUCUCCCAAGAGAUCCUUGUGAUGAACGCCCAACCAUGGUGCCUGUUACUGGAAAGUAUAUCUCAAGUUCAGAGGGGACAACAUCCCCAAGAACCACUGUAGGAACCCCACCAUUUAAUGCAGAGCCCAACAGAGAACAGGCUCAACUCACAAAGAUUAUGGUUCCAGGCAAUCACUCUCAUCCUCAACACCACACUGGCAAGACCAGAAGUUCUCCUCAGGAGAGUAAUGGAAUUGAUCAUAGUGAAAAGCAAAGAGAUAGAAGUCCAACCAGUCCAACAGAACCUGUUCUUGGCCUUCCAUACCAAUCCAGUCACAGAAGUCUCCAUAGUCCUUUUGUUGCUUACAGAUUUUCUCAGCUUCAUGCAGCUUCCCAAAAUAACCUGCGCAAUCCUCACCAGCCAUCACUUAAGACUUCUCUAAGUUUAUCUCAGGGAUCAGUAACCCGUGCUGGAAGUAACCACUCAGGGCUUGCAAAUUCAAGAGUUGUUUAUUGUCAAACAGUGCCAGCAAUGGCCUCAUCAUCAACAUUGUCAGUCACGGGGGUAAGUGGCUACAAAAGACACUCUUCCUCUGUCAGUAAUACGAACCAUUACUGGGCUCUUACUCCAGUAUGGAAGGUUACAAAUGGGUAAUAUCUUAAGCCACAGCCUUACAAAGGGGGGUCUCUGAGUUGUUUUCUGAACUUUAAAACAUAUACUUUUAUGUUAACAGCAUAAGUGAGAAUCACAAACAUACAAAGGCAAAUAAAAUUAUGCUAUUGACAUUAAUGAUUCUAGCAGUAUGUAGGAUGCAUGUCAUGAACUUCACAAAAGACCUCGCUCACCAUAGAGUCUUUGUGGCUCAGUGGUAGAGCAUCAAAGCAUGAAAUCCAAAGGUCUGAGGUUGAAUUCAUCAGGGACUCAAAAUUUUUUCUUUGUCACAUACUCAUGACAAGACAAAAAACAUCUUUCCCCCAAAAUCAUAUUGCAAUUUAAAGUGAAUAUUAACAUUUAAAAGGUGGGUACUUUUUAAACAUGUUGGUAAGACCAAAUUAGUUAGCUUCCCAAAGUUGCUUUUUUUUUUUCAAUCUGGCCUUGACUUAGCUACACAUACUUUUUACUUGAAUUCCUUGCAACCUAUUUUGAAAGUGAUAUGUAGAUGACUGGUUGUUUCUGUGUCUGACAGCAUCCCACCAGUGAUAGUAGUCCAAUGACUGGAAGUCCUCUGACCACUCACGUGCUGGACACAGCCAGAGGCUCACCAGCUAAGAACUUGCCGAUUCAGUUGUACUUUGAAGAAAUGCGUCCUGACAGUAGAAUGUGGAAACAUAUUGCCUCAGGGUAAGACAGACUUAGUUCAGUUGUUCAAUUUAGAGCUGAAACUAAUAUUAAAUUGAUUUUGUUUUAGAAACUUGUAUUGCCCUCACAGCCAUCAGAUGCACAACUCAAAGUCUAAUCAGCACUUGGUUACUUGUUUUUUGCACACUUGCUUGUUUUUGCUUUGAGUUUUCAAUUGCACUUUUUAAUAUUUUCUUUUGUUCUGGUUAACCUUGUAAUUAGUAUUAAAUUAGAUUGGGUUUUACAACAAUCAAUUAAAAUGCACUCUUAGACAUCAACCAAAGAUUAGACCCAUCAAGAUAUAGCUGUACAUACCUAAAGUGAGUGAAAUAGUUAUGAACCAUUUUUUGUUUUCUUUUGAACUUCCAUUUUGCAAGUAAACUAACUUGGGAUGUUUUAUUUUAUUUCGUCCAUUUCUUUUAGGGUAACUAAUGCUGAUGGUAGAGUAGCCAACUUACUAAAUCAAGAACAGUUUAUACCUGGCAAAUACAUGAUCAGAUUUGAGACAGAGGCAUACUUCAAGGACAUUGGGGUUUCUUCAUUUUUCUAUCCAUAUGUAGAGGUAAUGAAAGUUUAAAAUAUAGUCAUUUAAAAAAUUUAACAUCAAUGCUGAUUCAAGGCAUUGCACAACCUAUACUUAUUCCCUUUAUCUAGAGGUACUAUAGUUACAACCCAUAAAGCAACCUGAGAUAGGUUACAAGGUCUAGCGUACUUCAAGUUUAAAGUCUUAACUUGAUUCCAAGUCAGACUGCAAGGGUGUUUUUGCAAGAUGUGGGAGAGCUGAUUGUAGAGGAAAAUCCAAUGGAAGAUUUUUGGGGGGAAGUUUGCAUAUUUAAAAAAUACUUAUUAUUAUUGGAUGUAAUUUUUCCUCCCCAUUCAUUAGCCAAGAACCCACCACAUGACCUGCAAAUGACUGCCAAAAAAUGAGAGUCUGCUGAAGUAAAUACUGUUUCAGUUGGUUGUGCUGCAGAGAGAUUUCUGCUUAUUAGUUGUAUGUAAGCUCUUCCACCAAACAUGGCAAAUUGCUUCCCUAAGUUGAUGCAGAAAAAUUACCUGAAAUAUCAAGGAAUGUCAGUGUCUUGUGAGACAAUGACUUGCAUUCAGCUUCAUAAUCAUUAUGGUAGAUGAACUGAGUGGAGUGCAGUUUGGUCUGUUAUGGGUGUUUUAAAAAUAAAGCAAGUAUUUAGUAAAAGUUUAAUUUCAAAUCACAGGUAUCAAUAACCUCAGCAAAUAAAUGAUCUGCUCAAGUUUGUCCUAUGGUGGUGUAAUAUUGUCAAUUUGUUACUAUUCUUUUUCAGAUCGUGUUUCUUGUCAGUGACCCAUCCCAGCAUUAUCAUGUUCCUCUUCUACUCAGUCCAUUCUCUUACUCAACCUAUCGUGGGAGUUGAAACCUAGUGUGGGCUUGCCCCAAAGUGGAUAGACAGUAGAUGACUUUGUCAAAAAAAAUGACAAGCUUGUUCACAAUUCUAUAUUCUUGGUGUUGGCUACUGUAAAUUUAGGGAUAGGUCUUACUUGGGUCAUUCAAGAUAGUUGCAGAUGUUGUCUUCCAAAUUUUUCUAGAACUGCAACAGAAGGCUUUUGGCAUGUUUGUUAAAUAAAGUGAUACUUAUAUUGUAUGUUUUCAAUGUUUGUCAUUCAGACCCUAUUGAUACAAGUUCAUGGUUUAACUCUGCUGUAUAAUGUUGGGGUUUGACUUGAACUUUUCAAGAAGUGUCGGAACUAUCUUAAAUGGUGUGGAUUAAGCCUGAUAAGUGACAUCAUUCCAGCAUCCUUUUACAAUCCUGAGGGAGCCCCAUGUUUUCUCAGAUGCACAGUGUCUCAAUGUAAUUGGCUUGUGCACUUAGUUAACUUCUUUCACCUUAACACUGUGCCUCUUUGUCCAAGUAAGAUAUCAGACAAGUAGACUGUGUAGGAGUAAAAUAGACCCAUUGCCCAGAUAACUGUGAUAUCCCAUUGAUCACACUAACAAUGACCACAUAACCAUUUCAUUUAGCUAUAAGUUUCUAGUUCUGGUAUCAAAUUGGUCUUCAUGCCUUUGUGUGGUGGACCUUGUGUUUAGGAAUAUUCUGAUUUUAUUUUCAAUUCCCAUGGGAAAAUAACUCCAUUACUUCACGAAUGAAUUCAGGGGUACAGUUGGUAUCCUUUACAGUCAUAAAAGGACUUAGGACACUGCUCCUGGUACACUUUGACACCUGUAAAUCUAAUUUCACGUUUUAAAACCAGUGCAAUAACCACCAAGAAUGGAGAACUUUAAACUUGCCCUUGCCAUUUACAUCUCAAAAACAGUUAUGCUUAGAAUCCCCAUUUGGAGUAAACAUUGC